Messenger RNA from Lobosporangium transversale, 608 nucleotides. RefSeq names its product PDZ-binding protein. Bases 21 to 335 code for a protein of 104 amino acids. Gene Ontology annotation, biological process: cytoplasmic microtubule organization. Gene Ontology annotation, molecular function: microtubule binding. The record is from RefSeq and is a predicted model, not a curated record. Lineage: Eukaryota; Fungi; Mortierellomycota; Mortierellomycetes; Mortierellales; Mortierellaceae. The transcript has 4 exons.
CACCAUUACCAGCAUUCACAAUGGUCUGCACGAAAUGUGAAAAGAAGUUGUCCAAGGUUAUUUGCCCAGACAAAUGGAAAGAUGGCGCACGCAAUACUACCAUUGGAACUUCAGCAGCGGCAGGACGCAAGCUUGGCGAAAACAAACUCCUUAGUAAAAAGCGAGCAACCGCAAAAUUCAAUCCAUAUGCAGUAUCAAAGUGUAAGACAUGUAAAUCAGCGGUACAUCAGGAUGGUGCCAUAUAUUGUCAAGGCUGCGCAUAUAAACAAGGACAAUGCGCAAUGUGUGGAGUCACAAUUCUCGAUACAUCAAAAUACAAAAUGUCCGCCAAAUGAAAAACUAUAUAGCUUCAAGGCAAUGAGAUUUGCAUUUGUUCUAUCACAUUUUCAACCCAGCAGUUGCUAAACAAUUCGGAAAUCUGAAUUACACCUUUCAGUCUUUGUGCUUGCAUGCUUUUUGCACAAUGAAAAAAUACCUGUACUCCAAGCGGACGAAAUUAUGGAGACAUGUUUGAUCCAACAUAUCAACUACAAAUCUGCACCAUAGUUUUAUUAUUUUUUAUAUUUAUUUUUACUUUCUGUGGCAGGGAAUAAAUAAUAAUAUUACGC